This is a messenger RNA of Hyaena hyaena (striped hyena), 1543 nucleotides long. It is a transcript of the gene PITHD1, whose product is annotated as PITH domain containing 1. Bases 74 to 709 code for a protein of 211 amino acids. The record is from RefSeq and is a predicted model, not a curated record. NCBI's taxonomy places the organism in Eukaryota, Metazoa, Chordata, Mammalia, Carnivora, Hyaenidae. Gene Ontology annotation, cellular component: nucleus. The transcript is spliced from 6 exons.
GGCGGAGCUGAGCGGAGCGAGGGCGGCGCGGGCGGCGGCGGGGCCGAGGGGAUGCGCGGACGGCGGCGUCGCCAUGUCGCACGGCCACAGCCACGGCGGGGGCGGCUGUCGCUGCGCCGCCGAGCGGGAGGAGCCGCCCGAACAGCGCGGCCUGGCCUACGGCCUGUACCUGCGCAUCGACCUGGAGCGGCUGCAGUGCCUCAACGAGAGUCGCGAGGGCAGCGGCCGCGGCGUCUUCAAGCCGUGGGAGGAGCGGACCGACCGCUCCAAGUUUGUUGAAAGUGAUGCCGAUGAAGAGCUUCUGUUUAAUAUUCCAUUUACAGGCAAUGUCAAGCUCAAAGGCAUCAUUAUAAUGGGAGAGGAUGAUGACUCACACCCCUCAGAGAUGAGACUGUACAAAAACAUUCCACAGAUGUCCUUUGAUGAUACAGACAGGGAGCCAGAUCAGACCUUUAGUCUAAAUCGGGAUCUUACGGGAGAAUUAGAGUAUGCUACAAAAAUUUCUCGUUUUUCAAAUGUCUAUCAUCUUUCAAUUCAUAUUUCAAAAAACUUUGGAGCUGAUACCACGAAGGUCUUGUAUAUUGGCCUGAGAGGAGAGUGGACUGAGCUUCGCCGACACGAGGUGACCAUCUGCAAUUAUGAAGCCUCAGCCAACCCGGCAGACCACAGGGUCCACCAGGUUACCCCACAGACACACUUCAUUUCCUAAGGCUGCCCAGGGCUCCCACAGAAGCACUGUGUCAGCGAAGAUGUACAGCGUCCUGCUGGGGAGGACAAAGAGCUGGGGGUCCAGAGAGAGUCGGUGCCACAGCCUCUGCCAGGCUUUGUCUUUGGGGCUUGCUGCAGGAGAUACCACACCACCAGGCAGGGUUGUGUGGGUGCUGAGGGAUAGUCGUGGUUCUCUAGGGCCUAGAAAUUGCGUCUGGGGCUGGUCAGCAUCUGGCAGUCUUUGGCCUGGCUUCCCAGUCAGUGUGGCCAUGGGAUCCCAAGUGUCUUGUUGCUUUGUGGCAGGAUUUUUGUGUGACUUGGUUUUUUUUUUUUGUUUUUUUUUUUAAUGGAAACUAUUUCCUGGGCUGCAGUAAACUUUCUGAAGCCUCAGCACUGUGUUUCUAUUAGCCAUCAGGAGGGUCUCCAACUAGAAAUACUUGUCCCUGCUUGCUCCUUCUUCCUGUCAGUGUUCAGCAUUCUUGUCAAGUUGCCCAGCUUGGAGUUGUCUGUCACGUACUAGUGUCCCAUGGUCAAAGCUAGGAGAGCAGGAAUGCCCUGGUGGUGCCUGAUAGCUCGAGGAGUAGGUCUUUCUCCCUUUCUCCCUGCCUAGGUAAGCAGUCUCGGGAGAGCAUGGGCAUCGUUUCUGUGUGGGUGAGCUAUCCUGGUUGGAUAAGAUUGGGACCUAGGCAAGAUUCCCUUGGGACAUCCUUCAUGUUUAUUAGCUUCUAACUAAUGUCACAAGCACAGUGCCAGAAAUUGGAGAUCUGUUUUUCUGUUCAUGGCUUUUUAUUCGCCGUAACUAAUAAGCUUCCUAAUAAAUCUUUGCUGGACUUCA